Cercospora beticola is the source of this 693-nucleotide messenger RNA. RefSeq names its product mRNA splicing protein SMX3 (gene SMX3). Gene Ontology annotation, cellular component: catalytic step 2 spliceosome; pICln-Sm protein complex; U1 snRNP. Gene Ontology annotation, biological process: mRNA splicing, via spliceosome; spliceosomal snRNP assembly. The record is from RefSeq and is a predicted model, not a curated record. Gene Ontology annotation, molecular function: RNA binding. NCBI's taxonomy places the organism in Eukaryota, Fungi, Ascomycota, Dothideomycetes, Mycosphaerellales, Mycosphaerellaceae.
CCACCAGCCAGCAACUUCAACAGCAUUCACAUCCAGCCCUUUGCGCCAACACGACCGCACCUCCCAUCUCCUCACAAACCUCAAAACUCUAUCGCGCACCGCGCGCCACAACUACCGCAACAAUGAGCUUCAUCCCCCUCAACCCUCGCCCGAUGCUCCAAGGCCUCGUAAACAAAGACGUCAUCGUCCGCAUCAAAUGGGGACAAGAAUACACGGGACGAUUGGUUUCCGUGGACUCGUAUAUGAAUAUCCAACUCAGUGGUGCGGAAGAAAAAGCGGCGAAUGGACAGGAUGGUGGGGUUUUGGGACAGGUUUUGAUUCGAUGUAACAAUGUCCUAUGGAUUUCGGCAAAGGAUAAGCAGGCGAAUGGGGAUGCGGAGAUGGCUGGGUAAAAGACGGCAGACUGAGUGGGUGGAAGCGAAUAGUUGAAGACUAGUUUCGCACAUCUCGCGCCAGAAUAAUGCGAGAGAAGCAUAUGCGCGAGCCUUGAAGAGACUCUGCAGUGAAGCUGAGGAGGGUUCGGACGCUGCAGGACGGAACACCUUCCUUCAAGGGACGAGGAAGCAGAUGCUCGACAUGGACGUGCCGUGGCGAGCUUGUGGAACAAGCAGAGGAUACGCCAAACAACCACCAAAAUUGCGUUGCAUUGGACGCUACGAUCAGGUUAGUAGCAUGCAUCAAAUGAUCACGAAA